AGAAAAGUUGUUUAAAUAUAAUUUCCAUUGUUAAAAGAUUAAUUUGGCCCUUCAAAAUUAAUGUCGUGUGAAAGCCCAGUAGUUAUUGGGAUUUUCUGCCCCUUUUCCUUUUCAGCGACUGAUGAAAUUGGUCUCACUCAAAUCCUAAUGCUUGAAUUUUGAUCUAUGGUAUGAAACUAUGAAUUGUGCCAAUUUAACUGUUCGCUCUCCGAUUAUUUUUUCCGAUCAGGGUUUAUGGCUGCAAAGCAAUUUUGGAUUUACUCGCUUUCUGAUUUCCGGCGUUGAAUUGUUAAUUUUCAAUGGCGAUUGUUUGUGUGUGAUGUGGGACACACUUGCAGAGGAACAUAGCCAACAUUUCAAUCACAUUUGUGAAAUCUGGGGUCAGGAUCUAACCAAGAUGGAUGGUGAAUCCAACGAGCAACAAACCAAGCGAGAACGAUUGAGGACGAGAUGGACACCUGCACUUGAUAAAAUUUUCGCAAACAUAGUUGUGGAACAGAUUCGACAGGGAAAGAGACCAAACAAUAUUUUCGACAAGAAAACAUGGAAUCAGAUCCGCGAGGAAUUUAAUAGACAGACCGGUCUCAGUUUUAAUAACAAACAAUUAAGAAAGCAUCUUAAUGUUCUACGUACUCGUUAUCAUAGUCUCCAAUCCAUUUAUACGCAGAAUGAUGCAAUGCCAGAUCCCUGCUACGCGGGUUUUGAGCUGUGGGAAGAUAUCGGGGUAACUCUCUCAUCUGCACAAACAAAGAUGGAACCAGCGAAGACAAAGGAAUGUCCUAUUUACGAGCAGCUAUGCACAAUAUUUGCAGAUUCAGGCGUGGAUGGAAAAUACGCCCAAUCAAGCCACUACGGAAGAUUGAACAAGUCAGCUGGAAUUGAUCAGUUUAGUUCUGAAGGUGCAAACCCAAGUCCUAAAACUCCAUCUAAGUCGAAAUCUAUGCUAGGAAAUGGAUCUUCACCCCAAAACGUUAGCAAGAGCAUGGCUGACAAAAAGAGAAAGCGCACUUCCGAAGUUGGAUCCAUCUCUGAUCAAAGUCACGGGAUAAUUGAAACUAUGGCUACAGCCUUCUUGGAUAUGAUCAAGUCCUCUAGGCUUCGAACAGCCACAAAGUCUCAAAUGGAUGAAAGAUUCACCAUCACUAACUGCAUAAAAGCGCUGGACAAGAUUGAAGGAAUUCAUGACAAACUUUACUAUGCUGCCUUGGAUGUGUUUGAGAAUCCUAAUUUCAGGGAAUUGUUCCUUUCUCUGCAGAAUGACUACCUUCGACUAACAUGGUUGCAGAGAAAAUGUUCUCCAUUUAGCUAUUGAGUUCUGGUUGGAUUCGUCUUUUUGACUAAGGUGCAGUAUCUCUUUUGCUUGUAAAGUACACAGAUCUUUUGAUCCUUUGAAGCAGUGUAUAGGAAUGGGAUUUCUUAACAUGCUCAGGUGUAUAUAGCCCUUAGUUUGUAAUUUGAAUUGCGCUUAUUUUUAUCUAUGUUCAAUCAAUUAGUAUUUACCUUUAA
Messenger RNA from Salvia splendens (bonfire salvia), 1506 nucleotides. Its product is annotated as L10-interacting MYB domain-containing protein. NCBI's taxonomy places the organism in Eukaryota, Viridiplantae, Streptophyta, Magnoliopsida, Lamiales, Lamiaceae. The record is from RefSeq and is a predicted model, not a curated record. The transcript has 5 exons. Bases 179 to 1312 code for a protein of 377 amino acids.